Armigeres subalbatus is the source of this 1201-nucleotide messenger RNA. It is a transcript of the gene mTerf3, whose product is annotated as transcription termination factor 3, mitochondrial. The transcript is spliced from 2 exons. Lineage: Eukaryota; Metazoa; Arthropoda; Insecta; Diptera; Culicidae. Gene Ontology annotation, biological process: mitochondrial transcription; mitochondrial ribosome assembly; regulation of DNA-templated transcription. Gene Ontology annotation, cellular component: mitochondrion. Gene Ontology annotation, molecular function: double-stranded DNA binding. The record is from RefSeq and is a predicted model, not a curated record. Bases 96 to 1142 code for a protein of 348 amino acids.
UGUAGAGAUGUAAGCAGUUUAUGUUUUUGUGUUUUGUAAAUAAUUUAAAAUACUAAACAUAUUUUAUCUAAUUUAAGAAAUUCAAAAUAUUAAAAAUGUACUCUACGCUUAGAUUAUUCCGCCACAUACGGAUAGUUCCUGCUGAUUUGCGUGGUUGCUUUUGUACCCAUAAAAUGCCGUUAGUCACGAGGCAAUCUAUUAACCUGUAUGAUAUAGAGCAGCAACAUAAACAGAUUUUACACAUCGAUGAGCAAUCCGUUUUGGAGCCGGUUCCCGAGGAUCAAACCGUUGAGAUUCAUCCCUAUACGCGACCGACCUUCAAUUUUGCUGCUUACGUGAAUAGGUCAGAAUCACUAAAAAAGCUCGUCCAACUUGGUGUAGAUUUGCAUAAAUUAGAAAAACGGAAAGGAAUCCCUCAAUUUUUGAUGCAGUUGGAUUUUGAGAAGAACAUGAAACAGCACUUGGUUUUUCUGGCUGAAAUUGGUGUGAAUGUGGAACAAUUUGGAGAAUUCAUCACCAAAAAUCCUUUGAUAUUCAAGGAAGAUCUAGGGAAUUUGGAAGUUCGGGUAAAUUACUUAGAAUCAAAACGAUUCCUUCCAGAGCAAAUAACGAGAAUUGUAGUGCAGAACCCAUUCUGGCUUAUGAUCAGCACUCGUCGUAUCGAUCGACGAUUGGGAUUUUUUCAAAAAACAUUCGAAUUGAGAGGCGAUGAAGUUCGUUCCCUAACAGUGAAACAACCAAGGAUUAUAACGUACAACCUGGAACACAUACGGAAAAGUACUUUCUCCAUUAAGGAGGAGAUGGGAUUCGAUGCUCAGGAAACGAAAGCAUUAUUGCUGAGCAAACCAAAGUUGUGGAUGAUUAAUCAAGACAAGCUGCAAUAUCGGUUCGACUUCGUGCAUCAAAGGAUGCAAGUUACGCAUGCAGAAAUUCUAAAACAUCCGGAAAUUUUGGAAUCGAGAGAUCACCGAACCAAGCAAAGGCAUGGCUUUUUGAAGUUUCUUGGAAAGGCUCAGUACGAUCCAAGCAAGGAUUUGUACAUUUCUUUGAAAACGUUAGUAGAAGGUACAGAUCAAGAGUUUGUAAUCAAUACGGCGAAAUCGAGCAUGCAAUGUUUCGAUGAUUAUUUGAAGACUUUGUAAUUUGGAUUUUUUUAAAUAAACAAUUUAGGCAAGAUUUUUGUUACUCUGCCAUUGUUCAA